This is a messenger RNA of Sorex araneus (European shrew), 726 nucleotides long. RefSeq lists its product as uncharacterized. The record is from RefSeq and is a predicted model, not a curated record. Lineage: Eukaryota; Metazoa; Chordata; Mammalia; Eulipotyphla; Soricidae. The transcript has 6 exons. The coding region runs from base 1 to 726 and encodes 241 amino acids.
AUGCCCUCAGGUACCGCCCGCAGCCCCCCCAAUGCCCUCAGACACCGCCCGCCGCCCCCCCCAAAUGCCCUCAGGUACCGCCCGCCGCCCCCCAAUGCCCUCAGGUACCGCCCGCCGCCCCCCAAUGCCCUCAGGUACCGCCCGCAGCCCCCCCAAUGCCUUCAGACACCGCCCGCAGCCCCCCCAAUGCCCUCAGACACCACCCGCCGCCCCCCCAUGCCUGACCUCAGGUACCGCCCGCUGCCCCCCCAAUGCCCUCAGACACCGACCAUCGUCCCCCCCAAAUGCCCUCAGACACCGCCCGCCGCCCCCCCAAUGCCCUCAGACACCGACCAUCGUCCCCCCCAAAUGCCCUCAGGCACCGACCACCGGCCCCAAAUGCCCCCAGGCACCGACCACCGGCCCCCAAAUGCCCUCAGACACCGACCACCGGCCCCCAAGUGCCCUCAGACACCGACCACCGGCCCCCAAGUGCCCUCAGACACCGACCACCGGCCCCCAAGUGCCCUCAGACACCGACCACCGGCCCCCAAGUGCCCUCAGACACCGACCACCGGCCCCCAAGUGCCCUCAGACACCGACCACCGUUCCCGAGGGCCCCGCACCGCGUCUCCGUCCUACGCCGCUGCGCCCCCGCCUGUCCCGCUCCCGCGAAAACGGCCUCACGGACCCAGUCAGGCGCCGCGCCCGCCGCGCAUCCCGCCACUGCCGCUAACUUCCACCUAG